AGGGGCAUAUGCUGAAUGCUCCCAGGAGAGACCCAGGAGGUGAAGCCGUGUGAGCUCCUUGCCCUGAAGACAGUCUGCUCCGAGGGAGAGGAGGCUCCCCAAAGCAUCGCCCGGGGACUCUGUGACACCGUGACACCCCGCGCCUCUGAAUUUUUCUUCUAUUCUUUAUCUCCUGCUAAAAAUGUCCCUGGUUUGGUCUAAGCCAGACCUGGAAAUCGUGCAAGGCCGAGCGAGUGAUCUGCAGGUUCCCCGUUUGCAGCCCGGAGAGCACCCUGGGGAAAGGAUCACGAAGGAGACGCAGCAGAUGGCAAAUCAGUUGUGAGACGUUGGCGCCUGUUUGGUUCUGUUCAGGGUUGUUGAUUAGUUUUUCUCUCUCUCUGUAUUUUCUUCUAAAAAAUUCAGAGAAAGUUUGUGGGAAAGAAAUCUCCACCCCGGUCUGGGUCUCCCAGUUUUGGUUCCCGCUGGGGAAGAGGGUGGCUAGUUCCCGGAGGGCUCGUUAGGAGCCACACCUGGGCUGGAUCAGUUAAUUCCCUAGCGAGGCCAGCGAGGGCGGGAGCUGAGGAGACUUCAGGGAACAAGCUGUAGCCAAUCGAACGGUGGGGUGUAGCCGUCUGAGUGUGCAUCUGUGCCGUCCCUCUGCCCAGCUGUGAUCUGCCUGUCAACAGCCUGGCCUGGUCCUGACACACCCAGGCUGGAGUGCAGGAUGCCUGGGUCCUCUUCCCAGCUGACCCUGUGCCAAUUCCAGCAGCAUGCUGUGCCUCAGUUUCCCCUUCCUGGGGCCCCACUCGGGACUGCGUGGCCCAGAGCCCAGGGUGACAGAUGCGGCAGAAGCACCCGGAAGGAGGGGCCCUGGCGGGGCCACCCCGGCUGACCCAGCCGUCCCCGUCCCACGUGGUGGACGAGAAGAUCCCGCGGCUCCGCUGCCUGAUGUCAGGGAGCGACAUCACCACCCAUGUCCUGUCCUGGUACCACCAGCCUCCCGGGCAGGGUCCCGUCUUCCUGCUGAGUCACCGGGCCGGGGACAACAGGCCCACGUACGGGGUUGGCGUCUCGGAGCGCUUCAUCGCCAGCCUGGAGCGUGACACCAACGCCUUCAGCCUCACCAUCGGCAACGUGAAACCCGCUGACGCCGGCACCUACUUCUGCGCCGUCUGGUACGCCAACCAGUACCUCUUUGGAGAGGGCACCCGCCUCAUCCUGGGAGGUGAUCCCCGGGAGAAGCGCCUGCCGCAGGUGGCCCUGCUGGGUCCAGCUCCGGCGGCCGGCCCGGCCUUCCUGUGCCUGGCCUGGGGGUUCUCCCCAGAGCCGGUCCGGGUGCGCUGGCAGGUGGACGGGCGGGAGCCGGGGCCCGGGGAGGCGUCCCCGCCGGCGGAGGGCCGGGAUGGGGCCGGGGCCGCCAGCCUGCUCAGCCUCCCGGCCCGGGCCUGGCUGGACGGCGCCCGCGUGACCUGCCGGGUGGAACACGAGACCCAGGCCCAGCAGAGCAGCGCCGAAGUGAAGAGAGCCGGGCGCGGAGGUUGCUCGGUAUCCGCCGGAGACCCCCUCCCGCCGCCUGACCCUCUCGGCAACGGGACCGCGGGGAGCACCGCCCUCCAGAGCACCGGGGCCCCGAGCCUGGGCCGGAUCGUGCUGACAGCCUGGCGCUGCUACCUGGGGUCACUGGCCGCCAGCUGCCUUUACGGCCUGGGGGUCUCCCUCCUCGUGGGGCUGCGAGGGCUGCAGGGGCUGCAGGAACCCAGGCGUCCGGGGCCACUCCCACCCCCUCCGGGAGCCCGACGGAGAGCGCCCCGGAGGAGAGCUGGCGAGGAGCAUCGCUUCGAAUGAGACUCCCCGGCCCCCGUUUGCUGCGUCCUGCUGGUCCCACCCCCAGUGCCCCCCUCCUGGGGACCGGGAACGCCCCCGAACUGGCCCCCCACAGUCCCCGCCCUGGACCUCCAGCCCCCACCCCGGCUGUCCCGUGACGGCUGCAGUGGUGACCCCCUCAGCCCCUGCUAAUCCUGCCCCCCCGAUCUCUGACCCCCCACCCCCACCCCCCACGUGCA
This is a messenger RNA of Chrysemys picta bellii (western painted turtle), 2042 nucleotides long. RefSeq names its product immunoglobulin alpha-2 heavy chain-like. Gene Ontology annotation, cellular component: extracellular exosome; immunoglobulin complex, circulating; blood microparticle. The record is from RefSeq and is a predicted model, not a curated record. Gene Ontology annotation, molecular function: immunoglobulin receptor binding; antigen binding. Gene Ontology annotation, biological process: antibacterial humoral response; complement activation, classical pathway. NCBI's taxonomy places the organism in Eukaryota, Metazoa, Chordata, Testudines, Emydidae.